CGUCUGCAAAUAGUUGGUGAAUUUUCCGUAGACGGUAGAUUUUUUCCCAAAAAACAGUAAAAAUUGUUUGAAUUCCAGCGAAAUCCGGCUUUAAAUUGUGCCUCAGCAAGGAUGGCAUCGGCACAGCGUGCAUUCGCGUCAAAAUUAACCAAGCACAACUCCUCGGAUAUCCGUAAAAAUGUGGCCAACUACCAGCUUCUGUCCAAGAGUGACAGCAGCUCGGUAUGUUCCUCGUCGAUUUCGCUCUGCGAACUAAUCGAACCGAUCGAUUACGAGGAAUUCCUGGCGCAACACUCCAAUCUGCUGAUGCGCGAUUCGCUGCGCUCCAUUCUGGACUUUCCGGGCAAUGACGUUCAGGUUCGGGUGGUUCCGCGGAAGAUUCGAACGAUCGAGCAUGUCGUUCCACAGGAAGAUUUGAGUGAACUUCCGCUACACGUUCAGCAUUGCGUGGAUUGUUUUACGCGACCAUGGAAGGUGGUUGAUUUCGCCCAGCGACAUUAUUCCAGCUCCUGCAAUGCUAGGGAACGGAUUGAUAAGGGAGCAUUGAGUCCCAGUUCGUAUCAACAGGAAUUUGAAAUUGAUCGGGAUUACUUUGGAUGCUCGUCGAUGGAAGAAUCGGUUACAUCAACAACUUUGUAUGCCAGUGAAAGUUGUACACCGAGUAGCCGGCAGUCGAUUGCAAGCUUGUCGUCUGUUUCGACCUGCACAGACACAUUGACACCCAGAGGAUCUUGGGCAUCCUUUGAUUUGAGAAGCUCUGUCAACGAUCCUUUGAUUCCUGGUUUGCUGGACAGAAUUGCUCCGGAAAUAAUUGAUCAAAGUAACGAAAGUAAACGACUAGAGGAACGCCAGGAUGCACUUUUCAGCUUGUAUCCGGAAGCAGAUCCGGAGGAUGCUAUUGAAAAACGAAUGCCAGCAGAAAUGCCUGUAGAACAUUUGGGAAAUCGCAUUCAUGUAAAGUGCUUACAGCUAAAGCUAGAACUAGAGGUAGAACCGAUUUUUGCCUCAAUGGCAAUUUACGAUGCUAAAGAAAAGAAAAAGAUCUCGGAAAACUUUUACUUUGACAUGAAUACGGAAUCGCUACGAAGAAUGCUAGUUUCGCAUCUUCCGUUCGCGGACAUAAGCACACAGGCUAGAGAAGCUAUUUUUGACAUAACAAAUCCAAGUAACGAGCUUUACUUGGUAAUUCGAUUGGAAAAAGUGUUACAAGGUGACAUUAAAGACUCCGUAGAGCCUUACUUGAAGGAAGACAAAGAUAAAUACAAAGAUAAGGCGAAAUCCAAUGCAGCAGACUAUUGUGAUCGUCUGGGAAAAUAUAGAAUGCCUUUCGCUUGGACAGGAAUUUAUCUGACCAACAUUUUCAAUGGCGAUAAUGUAGAGAAAGAAGGCGACCGUGAAAGCAUGAGCUCCGCUUCCAGUUCCAAUAGUCUGGAUCGAAAGUCAUCCACCAGUAGCUUUGAUCAAUUCCGCAAACGAGCUACCGAUAUGGGAACACUAACAAGACGCGGAUCUUUAGAAAGAAAGUCGGAAAAACGUCGCUCCUGGUCCCCGGACGACUUUGCUAACAGCGUCGAAACUUUCCGACCCAUAUCUAUAACUGUGUCUAGCUUCUUCAAGCAAGAACCGGACAAAAUGAAGGAUGAAGAAUUGUACAAAUUCCUCCCGGAACUGAAACGCCCUGGAGCUCUCAUGAAAAAACACAAAUGCAUACCCGGCUCCAUCAAAAUCGAAAUAUCUCCUAUUCCUGAAGAAGUCAAAUGUGCCCUUACUCCUGAACUAGCAAAAAUCGAUCCAUACCCCAACGAUCACACCAGACCGGUAAAAGAAAUCCUCGAGUUUCCCGCAACCCCAAUACUUAAUCCUCACUACAGCUAUCGCAACCUACUCUUCGUAUCCCCUAAAGAGCUAAACUUCUCAACACGCGCCGGGUCUGCUCGCAACAUUGCCGUUCGAGUUCAGCUCAUGUCCGGCGAAAAACAAUCGGAUGCUCUACCAGCCAUUUUUGGAAAAAGCUCGUGCCCAGAAUACACUGCCGAAACUUUCACCGCCGUCAACUAUCACAACAAACAGCCAAUCUUUUACGAUGAAAUAAAAAUAUCCCUUCCGGCCAACCUCAAACAGAAUCACCACAUUCUGUUCACCCUCUUCCACGUGUCCUGCCAGAAGAAACCUCAAGAAAUUCAACCUACCAUCGAGUCCCCGGUCGGUUACACAUGGCUUCCGGUUCUCAAAGACGGCCACCUUAAUGUUGGAGAAUUCAACCUUCCCGUUAUGGUCGAAGAACCCCCAGAUAACUAUUCAUUCAUACCACCGGACGUCCAACUGCCCGGUACCAAGUGGCUGGACAAUCAUCGGCCCGUAUUCUCGGUUACCAUCGAUGCCGUCACUUCGGUGCACGCCAUGGACGACUAUCUGGACAAGUUCAUCUUCCUGUGCGAGUGCCUGGAUCAUCGUAAGGUUCCCCCACGUAUUGGAGAAGGUAACAUGGAACGGGAGUUCAAGAAGUCGCUGCAGGAACUGCAAGCGGCUGAUCAGGAAAAGUUGGUUAAAAAUUUGCAGGUAAUCCUGGACAAGCUGGUUGAGCUGCUGGUGACGACCUAUCGUAUCGGCGGAGAGGCGUUGUCCUUGGGCCAGACCGUCUUCGAAACCAUCUGUCAGAUUUCGGACAAAAUUUCGUUCCUUCAACCGGAAGACCGUUACGGCCGCCAAAACAUCCUUAGCACGUACAUCCAGUUCCAGUGCAAGAUUCCUCACCCACUAGACCCUAAAUGUAAGCUAUCCUCGUACCCGAGCCGUCCAGGUACGGCCAUGGAGGAGAUGACCCGUUCCAGCAGCAAUCCGGAUCUGCACCACAGUCCCUCGAUGGCUCUGGCUUCGCACUCAGAAAUGACCAGCUCUAUGAGUGGAAAGCUGGUUGAUCGAGCUUCCAGCAUGCGGGGUGAGAUGUCUCCCAGCGCCAGUGGACCCAAGGAUGGGUUGGUACGAUUGCUACAUGAGGAAAUUGCUCUUAAUUGGGUGGUCGCAAGCGGAUCGGCUGCUGAGUUAUCGAUGACUAACUCGUGGAUGUUGUUCGAGCUGAUCAUCAAAAGUAUGGUGGAGCACUUGGAUUUGACGAAUUCAUUGAAUUCGAACAGGAAAGGACGAUUUCCGCAUCAAUACACGGAUGAUAUCUCGACAUUGGUCCAUUUGGUAACGACAAAAGUGGUGGGAUACAAUAGCAGCGAUCCAAAAUUGGCCCAAUCUAUCAACAGUAGUCUGGCGUUUUUCAUUUUCGAUCUGUUGAGUAUUAUGGACCGCGGAUUUGUGUAUGGAUUGAUCAAAACUUAUUACAAGGUGAUUAUGACCAAGAGUUCGUCGACCCCGGAUAUGAUACAUUACAAGCUGGACUUUUUGCGGAUUGUGUGCAGUCACGAGCACUUUGUUGCACUAAAUUUGCCUUUUGGAACACCCUACACUGCUUUGUCUGCUCCUUGUAGUCCUACGCCAAGCGUGACUUCAAACAACAGCCAGAACUCUUUCGUGAGUGGACUAGCUGGUAUGGACAAAACAUUGUAUGCUGAACUUAGUGCCGAAUACAGGCAGCAGCACUUCUUGAUAGGACUAGUGCUUCAGGAGUUGGCAACAGUUUUGGACAUCUCCAAUCCUCCACUGCAUGGAAAAGCUAUUCGUUGUUUACGCAAUCUUUUGACGUCACACGAUCUCGAUCCAAGAUAUAGCGAAGUGGAAGCCCGUGCUCGUGUUGCUGCUCUCUACAUUCCUCUGUUGGGUAUAGUAAUGGACACCAUUCCUCAGCUACACACUCCGAUAGCAGAAUCACGUGACCGUUUGAACACUAUCGGUCUCCUGGAGGAUUACCAAGGUCCUACUACAUCCAUCGCUACGACUACGAUCAGUCCAGAGGUGGCUUUUGCAAUUUCGGGAAUCCGAAAUUACAGCUAUGUCCCAGAAACUCCCAAAAACAAAACGGCUCUCAGUAGCGAAAAUACUAGACACCUUUUGUCGUGCUUCUUAUGGGUUGUCAAGAAUCUUGAACAGAACACUUUAUACAAGUAUACCCUCGGGUUGAGUCCUCAUCGGGUACACCAGAUGUUGCAAGUUCUAAAUAUCUGCAUUCCCAACUUUGAGUAUCGAGGUCGCAAAAAGCCAACCUGCAAACGCAACACAUCCAGUUUCCGCAAAACACCGGACAUGAAGGAAAAACUGGAGGAAUGCAUCCGUGGAACGGGUUCUGCCAGGAAUGAUUUAAUCAAUCGCCGCAAGGAUCGCUACUCAACGGAAAAGUUCCGAUGGAAGAAAGAUCAAAUCCGUACCCAGUUCUACGAUAGCAACAUCAAAAACGAAGCUGAAAUGGAAAUCACCUACUACAUCGAAGGAUCUCUGGCGACGGAAGUCUGUCUGGCGAUUCUGGAUUCUCUGGAGCUGAUCGUUCAGGUUGCUUCUAGCUCUGAACUGCACCACAAUCUUCUGGGUACGGUGCUAAAAGUUUUACUUCACGCGCUGUCUCGAAACCAAAGCACGUUAGCGUUGCAGAAUCUGUUUGCCUCGCAGCGAUCACUGAUCUUCAAAUAUCAUAAUUUGCUGUUCGAUGAAGAAACGGAUAGUUGUGCGGAUUUGUGUCUGCUGCUGCUGAAGCACUGUGGAUCACAGCUAGCCUCGGUCAGAUCCCAAGCAGCUGCAUCGCUGUAUUUGCUGAUGAGACAGAACUUCGAAAUUGGAAAUAACUUUGCCCGCGUCAAAAUGCAGGUGACCAUGUCCCUAAGCUCUCUCGUUGGAACGAGCUCUUCUUUUAGUGAACAAUCUCUCCGUCGGGCGUUGAAAACCAUACUGGUGUACGCUGAGUCGGACACCGAUCUGCAGGACACCUCCUUUCCGGAACAGGUUCAAGAUUUGCUGUUCAAUCUGCACAUGAUUUUGUCCGAUACGGUUAAAAUGAAAGAGUAUCAGGAAGAUCCGGAAAUGUUGCUGGAUCUAAUGAACCGUAUCGCUAAGGGGUAUCAAAACUCCCCGGAUCUCCGUUUAACUUGGUUGGAGAACAUGGCCAAGAAGCAUAUGGAACGAGCUAAUCACACGGAAGCAGCCAUGUGCUAUGUUCACAGUGCGGCCCUCGUUGCUGAGUACUUGAGCAUGCUGGAAUCUCAAACACAUCUUCCGGUAGGAGCUGUUUCAUUUAAACACAUUUCUCCGAAUUCGUUGAUGGAAUCAGCUGUAUCGGAUGACGUUUUGAGUCCUGGAGAGGAUGGAAUAUGUCUAGGAAACAGGUUUACCGAAGGUGGUUUAAAAGCUUUGUUGGAGGAAGCGUCGAAUUCUUUCCAAAUAGCUGGAAUGUACGAGGCGAUGAACGAUGUUUAUAAGGUUUUGAUUCCGAUCUGCGAAGCCAACCGUGACUUCCGUAAACUUGGUCAAAUUCAUGGGAAGUUACAAGAAGCUUUCAACCGUAUUGCGCAGCUACAUGGUAAACGAGUCUUCGGCACCUAUUUCCGAGUAGGAUUCUACGGAGCCAAAUUCGGAGAUUUGGAUCAACAAGAGUUCAUCUACAAAGAACCAACGCUGACAAAGCUCCCAGAAAUCUUCAGCAGAUUGCAAAACUUUUAUGCCGAUCGCUUCGGUCCAGAUGUUGUUCAAAUCAUCAAGGAUUCUAACACGGUUGAUCUUAAAACGUUGGAUCCAGAUAAGGCAUACAUUCAAAUUACUUAUGUGGAACCUUAUUUUGAAACUUAUGAGCUACGCUAUCGGGAGACAUAUUUUGAAAGAAAUUUCAACAUAAAACGAUUCAUUUUCGCAACGCCCUUCACAAAAUCGGGAAAAGCUCACGGGGAAUUGCACGAACAGUGCAAACGUAAAACUAUCCUCACAACCGCAAAUCAUUUCCCAUACGUGAAGACCCGCAUUCAGGUGGUAAGCCGGGAGCAGAUCGUACUGGAACCAAUCGAGGUUGCCAUCGAAGAUAUACAGAAGAAAACUGCCGAACUGGCUGCUGCCACAAAUCAGGAACCGGCUGAUCCCAAGAUCCUGCAGAUGGUUUUGCAGGGAUGCAUUGGGACCACCGUUAAUCAAGGCCCAAUGGAGAUGGCCUUGGUGUUUCUUUCUGGCAUAGCCGACAGCACAACUAUUCCCACAAAGCACCAAAACAAGCUGAGACUCUGUUUCAAAGACUUCUCCAAAAAGUGUUCGGAUGCGCUGAAGAAGAAUCGCAACCUCAUUCUUUCGGAUCAGAAGGACUACCAAAAGGAAUUGGAGCGGAACUACGCCCGGUUUACGGAACGGUUGGCUCCGCUUAUUACCAUUAGCCCUUCCCAGGCACAGGGCGUGGUUGCGGCCAACAAUGGAUUGCACAACAACAAACUGACGCCGCUCCGCUGGUAACAGGAAGCUGGUGGCGUCGAAGAGACGCAGAUUUCGUCAUAAUUGUAACUGACGUAGCGGGGCGAUAUUCUCUAUCCCAAACGUAUACAUUUUAUACCAAAAUACUCUAAAGCACACAUUAUUGAUAAUGGCACCGUUUCUUGGAGAUGCUGCAGAAAGAAUCAGUUUAUUCAAAGUUUGUUUUUCAUAUAUUUUUUUAAAAUUUGUUUUUGGUUAAGAUGAUUUAAGAUUUUGUCCCAUGUUCUCAAAUCUCAUACAUAAGUGAUUGAAGAAAGGUUAUUGAACUUAUAGAUUACAUAUUAUAAGAUUUGUAUUCGUUUCCACAGCUGCUUUUCAGCUGGAAAUUCUUCAGCAUUUUAUUCUGUUUAUAAUUUAAAAUUGUGUGCGAGCAAUACUUUACACCAAAAACAAUGACUUAGUGGUUGAUCUUUAUUUACUUAACUUUAUUUUCAUCUCUCUUAAAAAGUUCUCUAUAGUCGAGGUUAAGAAAAAGGGAAAUCUUACACUAUGAUGAUACUAUCUCAUAAUCUCUAGGUCAUACUCGAAUAUAAUUAUGCAACAUUUAGUAAA
This is a messenger RNA of Uranotaenia lowii, 6933 nucleotides long. RefSeq names its product dedicator of cytokinesis protein 7 (gene Zir). The record is from RefSeq and is a predicted model, not a curated record. Gene Ontology annotation, biological process: positive regulation of GTPase activity; small GTPase-mediated signal transduction. Gene Ontology annotation, molecular function: guanyl-nucleotide exchange factor activity. The transcript has 6 exons. Lineage: Eukaryota; Metazoa; Arthropoda; Insecta; Diptera; Culicidae. Bases 112 to 6363 code for a protein of 2083 amino acids.